CACGUGACUUCAGGUCAUAUGAUUAUUUCUGUUCAGGAAAACACUAUCUAGAAAUCUCUCGGGGGGCCCACAAUGGUCUGGCUGACAUGCAACUGCUUGAACCUGAAGAUUCAUGUCAAGAACUCUAGCACAGAGUUGACCCCAAUUGAUGUAGCAACAGUGGGAGUGAGUACUGGAGAAUAUACCGUUGAUGAUUUCUUUACCAAUGCCAUCUGCCAUGUCCACCUUGACCUCGAGGGAGUAACCAAGGAACACGAUUGUCUUCUCAGGGAGAAGUCAAUCGGCAACUGGACAGUAUCAAAAUGUCUCAACUGCCACAUGAAAACCCAUGCUAUUCAUCAUCACCGGGAUGACAACACUGUGCUAGUCAAUGCCAAAUUACAUAAUGAAACAAGUGUGCUAAAGAGUUUCAGGACGUCUCCCGAAUAUUCUCCACUCUACUGUAUACUCAUUCCUGGCAGGAAUGAUAACCAACCAACGCAGAGUUAUGGUCCCAGAUUGGGUCGGUUUGAAGCGAUGCAGCAGGAGAGCUUGAUCCAGAUCCAGCAACGGCUUAACACAUAUCUCAUGGCAGAAGAGGCAGCUAUGGAAGAAAGAAUAAGACUUUAUGAAGAGCAACAGAGAGCAGCAUUUAGUGAACUUCAGAGUAAGGCAAGAUGGGACAAAACCAAACUUAUCAGUGUGGCGUUGUCAGUCGAUGAUCAGGAGGGGGUAGUCGGCACAUCAUCUGAGGCCAUGACAGAGAGUCCCCUCAGCCCCUUUAGUCCUGGCUCCCAAGAAAUCAGCUCAUCAUCUGCAUCAUCGAGCAGCGACAAAAAAAACUCUAAUUUAUUACAAGGAAAACCUGAACAGAAACCAACAGUACUAAAUCUGACCCGACGACCUGCCCCACAGGCAGCACCAGUCAUCAAAUCUCCUGAGGCAGAUGGUAUGUUUGAUAUGGAAGGGUUUGACGAUGUCCUCCAGGAGCAGGAUGCUGGAUCAUUUUAUGAAUCAGAUGAAGAAGAUAAUGACACAGAUGAUAGCAGCUAUAGUAGCGAUGCAUCUAUGAGGGAGUCUUUAAGGAAUAGUGGGCACCAUAGAGGUAACCUGUACUCCCAGUCCGUGCCCAUGAAUGUGCCCAUGUGGCAGUCACAAAGGUAUCAACAGUCGGAUUCACCUGAUGAACGGGGGAGGGCUGACGACAUUGGUGCAAGCAUCAAAGCUCUGGCCAUGAGUGUACGCGUGGAUGGAACAGAAAUCUUUGGCGAUUUACCACGAGGCAGUAACAAGCAGUUUAAAACGGUAGAGAUCAUGAAACGUCGUGAGAAAUGUCGCUACGACGAUGAGAGUACAACUUGAUCAUGUGAUAAACGUGACAUGACAUGCAGAGGUUUCGCAUUGUGCUGUACAAUUAUGCAUUUUAUUGAGUGUCCAAUGCUUCCGUUUUCUCCACGCUUGUGCUGGCUAUAUGGAGAAUAACUGUCUCUCGAGACAGUGCCAAAGUAGUUUUGAAUGUGACCAAUUUUCCUUCAUCAAUCUGUUUAAUAGAUGCAGUUGAGAAUUUGAUUAUAGUCCAUUCGUGAAUCUGAUGUUCAAGUCAUUUGUGGCUCUGGAGCACAAACUACUGGUACGAUUUCUUUGAAGUUUGUUUUUUCUUGAUAAUAAUGACCGAGUAUGUCACAUGCAUGUUUUCUACAGAAUAUGAGAAUUUGGGUCUUAAGAAAACCCUGUGAAAUUGUUAAGAUAUUUUUUUUACAUUUUAUAAAGCUGACACACGGUGAUUGGGCUGAAAUUGUGGGGUGCCUGAUGAAUCCAAAUCCCAUUUAUAGAAUUGUCAUUUUGACGGAGAAGUCAGUGUAGAUCUUUUUCAAUGAUUGUUGUUUUCAUCCUUGUCUUGGUGUGACGUGUUUCAGCUUCCUUUAGCCUAACCUGGGCCUGGAAGCUGUGGUCGUAUUGCUAUUGAGGCUCAAAAUAUGCUGUAACUGAGAGUCGGAUAAAAUCAUUGACCAAAGUUAGAAUCAGGUAUAAGGCAAGUCAUCUUCUUCAUGGUUCAAAGCGGUGGACUAAUUCAGCAUCUUGUGUAUUCGGGAGGCUCUGCCAGUAUCGGAAUGUUUUCUCCUACUUAAACUUUCCAUUGCUAAACUAGUCAGAUCAGAUUCAAUUAUAGCUGGUGAGCAUUGUAUUCUGUACCUCUGUGAGGUUUUAAGGCAGCUGACCCAUUUCUUUUAGAAAGUAAAGAUAAUCAUAUUGCAGUAAUACCACAUGUGUUACAUGUGGUAUUGCUCUUUUAGACUUCUACCAUUUUCUCUCUGUAGACUUGUGUGUCUGUAUAGAUCAUUGCAAGUAGAUGUGAUACUUUUUUUGAAAGACAAAAAUGUGUGUGAAACUUAACUUAUGCCAACUGUUUUGACUUAUAAAUGUAUGUACUAGUAUCUUGCAGUCAAGGUUAGAUUUUUUUGCUGAAAUAUGUCUAGCUAUUUUGCCUAAAAGCUCAUAGAGAAGUGGCUAAGCAUUUCAUAUGGUCGGUUUUGAAGAUAAAAAUGCUGAGGGGAUUAGUAACAUGUAAGACCACUGUAUGUAGCUAUGACACGUCCUUGGAAGUCCUUCAAUGACUACAUCCUCAGAAAUUCAUCGAUGACUAUGCUUUAGUGCUGUGUAAUGUAAUCUUAUCAUGUUAAAAAUUGUUCCUUUUUGCUAAAAUUGUUCUUUCAAAAUAAAGUUGACCAAAACUAUGGUAA
Messenger RNA from Lineus longissimus, 2720 nucleotides. RefSeq lists its product as uncharacterized. The transcript is spliced from 11 exons. Gene Ontology annotation, cellular component: cytoplasm. Gene Ontology annotation, biological process: negative regulation of TOR signaling; negative regulation of protein kinase activity; neurotrophin TRK receptor signaling pathway. NCBI's taxonomy places the organism in Eukaryota, Metazoa, Nemertea, Pilidiophora, Heteronemertea, Lineidae. The record is from RefSeq and is a predicted model, not a curated record. The coding region runs from base 73 to 1341 and encodes 422 amino acids.